AUGGAAGAGAUCCUGAGGAAGCUGCAGAAGGAAGCGUCCGGGAGCAAGUACAAAGCCAUCAAAGAGAGCUGCACCUGGGCCCUGGAAACCCUGGGCGGUGUGGAUACCAUUGUCAAGAUCCCCCCACAUUUGCUGAGGGAAAAAUGCUUGCUGCCUCUCCAGCUGGCCUUGGAAUCCAAGAACAUGAAACUGGCCCAGCAUGCCUUGGCAGGAAUACAGAAGCUUCUGUCGGAAGAGAGGUUUGUAUCCAUGGAAACAGAUUCUGAUGAGAAGCAGCUGCUCAAUCAGAUCCUGAAUGCUGUGAAAGUGACGCCUUCCCUCCAUGAAGACCUGCAGGUGGAAGUGAUGAAGGUUUUACUCUGCAUAACCUAUACCCCGACCUUUGACCUGAAUGGGAGCGCAGUGCUGAAGAUUGCAGAGGUGUGCAUUGAGACAUACAUAUGUAGCUGUCACCAGCGUAGUAUAAACACGGCUGUGCGGGCAACUCUCAGUCAAAUGCUGAGUGACUUGACUUUACAGUUACGACAAAGGCAGGAAAAUACGAUCAUUGAAAACCCGGACGCCCCACCGGAAUUCAGGAAUCAAGGGUCAACAGUUGAGUCCCUUUGUGAUGACCUUGUCUCUGUGCUUACCGUUCUGUGUGAGAAGCUACAAGCCGCCAUCAAUGACCAGCAGCAGCUGCAGCUCCUGUACUCUGAGUGCAUCCUGUCCGUGCUCAGCAGCUCCUCCUCCUCCAUGCGCCUGCACAGAGGCUUCACAGACCUGAUCUGGAAAAACCUUUGCCCUGCUCUCAUCGUGAUCCUGGGGAAUCCAAUCCAUGACAAAACCAUCACCUCUGCUCACAGCAGCAGCGCCGGGACCAGCGUCGAGUCAGACUCUGCAUCUCCGGGAAUUUCUGACCAUGGCCGGGGGUCAGGCUGCUCCUCCACGGCACCAGCCCUGAGUGGGCCGGUGGCUCGGACCAUUUAUUACAUCGCGGCUGAGCUGGUCCGGCUGGUGGGGUCGGUGGACUCCAUGAAGCCUGUGCUCCAGUCCCUGUAUCACCGGGUGCUGCUUUAUCCGCCACCCCAGCACCGGGUGGAAGCCAUCAAAAUCAUGAAAGAGCUACUUGGGAGCCCACAGCGCCUCUGUGAUUUGGCAGGACCCAGCUCUACUGAACAAGAAUCCAGAAAAAGAUCAAUUUCAAAAAGAAAGUCCCAUCUGGAUCUUCUCAAACUCAUCAUGGAUGGCAUGACCGAAGCAUGCAUCAAGGGUGGCAUCGAGGCUUGCUAUGCCGCCGUGUCCUGUGUCUGCACCUUGCUCGGGGCCUUGGACGAGCUGAGCCAGGGCAAGGGCUUGAGCGAAGGCCAAGUACAGCUCCUGUUGCUGCGCUUGGAGGAGCUCAAGGACGGGGCAGAGUGGAGCCGGGACUCCAUGGAGAUCAACGAGGCCGACUUCCGCUGGCAGCGGCGCAUCCUGUCCUCGGAGCACACGCCAUGGGAGGCGGGGAAUGAGAGGAGCCCCGACAUCAGCAUCAGUGUGACCACAGACACGGGCCAGACCACUCUGGAGGGCGAGCUGGGCCAGACCACGCCCGAGGACCGCUCCGACAACCACAAGCACAGCCUCAAGUCUCCGGCCCAGCCGGAGAGCAAGGAGACCCUGAGCAAAGUGUCGGAGCCCGAAGCGGUCGACCAGCCGGACGUGGUCCAGAGGAGCCACACAGUUGCCUACCCCGACAUAACAAACUUCCUGUCGGUGGACUGCAGAAUGAGGUCCUACGGCUCCCGGUACAGCGAGAGCAAUUUCAGUGUAGAUGACCAGGACCUUUCGCGGACCGAGUUCGACUCCUGUGAUCAGUACUCGAUGGCGGCAGAGAAGGACUCGGGCCGGUCCGAUGUGUCGGACAUCGGGUCAGACAACGGCUCCCUGGCCGACGAAGAGCAGACCCCUCGGGACUGCCUGGGCCACAGGUCCCUGCGGACUGCUGCUCUGUCCCUGAAACUGUUGAAGAACCAGGAGGCCGACCAGCACAGCGCCAGGCUGUUCCUGCAGUCCCUGGAAAGCCUCCUGCCCCGCCUGCUGGCCCUGCCCAGCGUGGAAGAGGUGGACACCGCCCUCCAGAACUUCGCCUCCACCUUCUGCUCAGGCAUGAUGCACUCUCCCGGAUUCGACGGGAGCGGCAGCCUCAGCCUGCAGAUGCUGAUGAACGCCGACAGCCUGUACACGGCCGCGCACUGCGCGCUGCUGCUCAACCUCAAGCUGUCGCACGGCGACUACUACCGGAAGCGGCCCGCGCUGGCGCCCGCCAUGAUAAAGGAGUUCAUGAAGCAGGUCCAGACCAGCGGGGUGCUGAUGGUUUUCUCCCAGGCCUGGAUUGAAGAACUCUACCAUCAGGUGCUCGACAGGAACAUGCUCGGAGAAGCCGGCUACUGGGGCAGCCCGGAGGAUAACAGCCUUCCCCUCAUCACCAUGCUGACCGACAUUGAUGGCUUAGAGAGCAGUGCAAUUGGGGGCCAGCUGAUGGCUUCAGCUUCUACAGAGUCUCCUUUCACCCAGGGCAGGAGAAUUGAUGACUCCACGGUGGCAGGUGUGGCAUUUGCUCGCUAUGUUCUGGUGGGCUGCUGGAAGAACUUGAUCGAUACUUUAUCAACCCCCCUGACUGGCCGAAUGGCAGGAAGCUCCAAAGGGUUGGCCUUCAUUCUGGGAGCUGAAGGCGUCAAAGAGCAGAACCAAAAGGAACGUGAUGCCAUCUGCAUGAGCCUCGAUGGGCUGCGGAAGGCAGCGCGGCUGAGCUGUGCUCUAGGAGUUGCCGCUAACUGCGCCUCAGCCCUUGCCCAGAUGGCAGCUGCCUCCUGUGUCCAGGAAGAAAAAGAGGAAAAGGAAGUCCAAGAGCCCAGUGAUGCCAUAGCACAAGUGAAGCUAAAAGUGGAGCAGAAACUGGAGCAGAUCGGGAAGCUGCAGGGGGCAUGGCUGCACACAGCCCACGUGUUGUGCAUGGACGCCAUCCUCAGUGUAGGCCUGGAGAUGGGAAGCCACAACCCGGACUGCUGGCCACACGUGUUCAGGGUCUGUGAGUACGUGGGCACGCUAGAGCACACCCAUUUCAGCGCCGGCACCCCUCAGCCCCCUCUGACCAUCAGCCAGCCCCAGAAGGCACCAGGGGACCCUGGACUCCUUGGGGACCCAGAGUGUGAGGACUCGGCUCCGGAGCAGAACCUGGAGCCCGAGAGCUCCCUGAGCGCGGCCCCCGUCAUCCAGCCUCUCUCCAUCCAAGAACUGGUCAGGGAAGGCAGCCGAGGCCGGGCCUCCGACUUCCGCGGGGGCAGCCUCAUGACAGGGAGCAGCGCCGCCAAGGCCGUGCUCACGCUGUCCACCCAGGCCGACAGGCUUUUUGAAGAUGCUACGGAUAAGUUGAACCUCACAGCCCUGGGAGGGUUCCUUUAUCAGCUGAAGAAAGCAUCACAGUCCCAGCUCUUCCAUUCUGUCACGGAUACAGUUGAUUACUCUCUGGCAAUGCCAGGAGAAGUUAAAUCCACCCAAGACCGGAAAAGUGCCCUCCACCUAUUCCGCCUGGGGGAUGCCAUGCUGAGAAUCGUGCGGAGCAAAGCACGGCCACUGCUCCACGUGAUGCGCUGCUGGAGCCUGGUGGCCCCGCACCUGGUGGAGGCUGCCUGUCACAAGGAAAGGCACGUGUCUCAGAAGGCUGUUUCCUUCAUCCAUGAUAUACUGACAGAGGUCCUCACUGACUGGAACGAGCCACCUCAUUUUCACUUUAACGAAGCACUCUUCCGACCUUUUGAGCGUAUUAUGCAGCUGGAGCUGUGCGAUGAAGAUGUCCAAGACCAGGUUGUCACAUCUAUCGGCGAGCUGGUUGAAGUGUGUUCCACCCAAAUCCAGUCGGGAUGGAGGCCCUUGUUCAGUGCCCUGGAAACGGUGCACAGUGGGAACAAGUCUGAGGUGAAGGAGUAUCUGGUUGGUGAUUAUUCCAUGGGAAAAGGCCAAGCCCCAGUGUUUGAUGUAUUUGAAGCUUUUCUCAACACCGACAACAUCCAGGUCUUCGCUAAUGCAGCCACAAGUUAUAUCAUGUGCCUUAUGAAGUUUGUCAAAGGACUGGGGGAGGUUGACUGUAAAGAAAUAGGAGACUGUGUCCCAGGACCAGGAGCCACGUCCCCAGACCUGUGCCUGCCUGCCCUGGAUUACCUCAGGCGCUGCUCUCAGUUACUGGCCAAAAUCUACAAAAUGCCAUUGAAGCCAAUAUUCCUUAGCGGGAGACUCGCUAGCUUGCCCCGAAGACUUCAGGAGCAGUCGGCGAGCAGUGAGGAUGGAAUUGAGUCAGUCCUGUCUGAUUUUGAUGACGACACUGGGCUGAUAGAAGUCUGGAUCAUCCUGCUGGAGCAGCUCACAGCAGCUGUGUCCAACUGUCCACGGCAGCACCAGCCACCCACCCUGGAUUUACUCUUUGAGCUGUUGAGAGAUGUUACCAAAACACCUGGACCCGGGUUUGGGAUCUAUGCGGUGGUUCACCUUCUCCUCCCUGUGAUGUCCCUUUGGCUCCGGCGUAGCCAUAAAGACCAUUCGUACUGGGACGUGGCUUCUGCUAAUUUCAAGCAUGCCAUUGGCCUGUCCUGUGAGCUGGUGGUGGAGCACAUUCAGAGCUUUAUACACUCAGACAUCAGGUAUGAGAGCAUGAUCAACACGAUGCUGAAGGACCUGUUUGAGUUACUGGUGGCGUGUGUGGCCAAGCCCACGGAGACCAUCUCCCGGGUGGGCUGCUCCUGUAUUAGGUAUGUCCUUGUCACAGCGGGCCCCGUGUUCACGGAGGAGAUGUGGAGGCUAGCAUGCUGCGCCCUGCAGGACGCAUUCUCCGCCACGCUCAAGCCAGUCAAGGAUCUGCUGGGCUGCUUCCACAGUGGUACCGAGAGCUUCAGUGGGGAGGGCUGCCAGGUGAGGGUGGCAGCCCCCUCCUCCUCCCCCAGCGCGGAGGCCGAGUACUGGCGCAUUCGAGCCAUGGCUCAGCAGGUGUUUAUGUUGGACACCCAGUGCUCACCAAAGACUCCAAACAACUUCGAUCAUGCUCAGUCCUGUCAGCUCAUUAUUGAACUGCCUCCUGAUGAGAAGCCAAACGGUCAUACGAAGAAAAGCGUUUCUUUCAGGGAAAUUGUGGUGAGCUUGCUCUCUCAUCAAGUGUUACUCCAGAACUUAUAUGAUAUCUUGUUAGAAGAGUUUGUCAAGGGCCCCUCCCCUGGGGAGGAGAAGACGGUCCAGGUGCCCGAGGCCAAGCUCGCCGGCUUCCUCAGGUACAUCUCCAUGCAGAACUUGGCGGUCAUCUUCGACCUGCUGCUAGACUCGUACAGGACGGCGAGAGAGUUUGACACCAGCCCUGGGCUGAAGUGCCUGCUGAAGAAGGUGUCCGGCAUCGGAGGCGCUGCCAACCUCUACCGCCAGUCUGCAAUGAGUUUUAAUAUUUAUUUCCACGCGCUGGUCUGUGCGGUUCUCACCAACCAAGAAACCAUCACUGCCGAGCAAGUGAAGAAAGUCCUUUUUGAGGACGAGGAGAAAAGCACAGACUCCUCCCAGCAGUGUUCAUCAGAAGAUGAAGACAUUUUUGAGGAGACUGCCCAGGUGAGUCCCCCGAGAGGCAAGGAGAAGAGGCGGUGGAGGGCCCGGAUGCCGUCGCUAAGUGUCCAGCCCAUCAGCAAUGCGGACUGGGUGUGGCUGGUCAAGAGGCUGCACCAGCUGUGCAUGGAGCUGUCCACCAACUACAUCCAGAUGCACCUGGAUCUGGAGAACAGCAUGGAGGAGGCUCCCAUCUUCAAGAGUGACCCGUUCUUCAUCCUCCCCUCCUUCCAGUCGGAGUCCUCCACCCCAUCCACUGGGGGGUUCUCGGGGAAAGACACCCCUUCUGAGGACGACCGAAGUCAAGCCCGGGAUCACACAGGCGAGUCUGGGAACCUGAGGGUGGGCAGCGGGGACGUGCUGCUGCUGCCCCCGAGCCCCAAGGUGGAGAAGAAGGAUUCUGGCCGGAAGAAAGAAUGGUGGGAGAGCGCGGGUAACAAAAUCUACACCAUGGCGGCCGACAAAACCAUUUCCAAGUUGAUGACUGAAUACAAAAAGAGGAAACAGCAGCACAACCUGCCCACGUUCCCCAAAGAGGUCAAGGUGGAUAAGAAGGGCGAGCCGCUGGGUCCACGGGGCCAGGACUCCCCACUGCUGCAGCGUCCCCAGCACUUGAUAGACCAAGGGCAGAUGCGGCAUUCCUUCAGCGCGGGCCCCGAGCUGCUGCGACAGGAGAAGAGGCCCCGCUCCGGCUCCACCGGGAGCUCCCUGAGCGUGUCUGGGAGGGACGCCGAAGCACAGAUCCAGGCGUGGACCAACAUGGUGCUAACAGUUCUCAACCAGAUUCAGAUCCUUCCAGACCAGACCUUCACAGCCCUCCAGCCUGCCGUGUUCCCGUGCAUCAGCCAGCUGACCUGUCACGUGACCGACAUCCGCGUGCGCCAGGCCGUGAGAGAAUGGCUGGGCAGAGUGGGCCGGGUCUACGACAUCAUCGUGUAGACGACUGACGUGAAGGAAGUUCAGUAGCGAGGGUUAGAGAAUGCCUGCCAGUCUGACUGAUCGGUUUUCCCCACCACCAGCCCCAUAAAAUAAGGGUCUCAGAGGACAAUCUGCCGCUCCCCAACACUGGGGCCAUUCUGGACACUAAACUUAUAUCUGGAUGACACAACUGAUACUCUGAUUUUGCACAUGA
Hyaena hyaena (striped hyena) is the source of this 6730-nucleotide messenger RNA. RefSeq names its product ARFGEF family member 3 (gene ARFGEF3). NCBI's taxonomy places the organism in Eukaryota, Metazoa, Chordata, Mammalia, Carnivora, Hyaenidae. Gene Ontology annotation, biological process: regulation of ARF protein signal transduction. The record is from RefSeq and is a predicted model, not a curated record. The transcript has 34 exons. Gene Ontology annotation, molecular function: guanyl-nucleotide exchange factor activity. Bases 1 to 6537 code for a protein of 2178 amino acids.